CUGAUGGAACUCAGAGGGCGCUGACUCCUGUGAUGGAAGAGGCAGGGAGCUGAGUCCUCAUUUCUCUGGUCCCUAAUUCCCUAGGGAAAAGUGGUCCCAUUUCUUUAUUGUCACAUUUGCUCAAAGGUAUUGGUGUAUUUCUUUAAUAGGAUUCUCUAUUGAGUUUAUUCUUUUAAUGUUUAACCAGAUCUUCAGCCCUGCCACUCCCUUCGAGGUCCUACCUUGUCCUCCCCAUUUCCUGAAGCCCUCACCAGCUCCAUUGCUUCUUACUUCCUUUUCCUGUUCUUCUGACUCCUUUUAUGGAAUGAUUUUUCUGAGAAAGUUACAUAUCAUAAAAACUGGACUAAUGGAUAUUCAUUGGAAGGACUGAUGCUGAAGCUGAAGCUCUAAUACUUUGGCCACCUGAUGCGAAGAGCGGACUCACUGGAAGAGACCCUGAUACUGGGAAAGAUUGAGGCAAAAGGAGAAGAAGGUGGCAAAGGAUGAGAUGCUUGGAUAGCAUCACCGGCUCAAUGGACAUGAACUUGGGUAAACUCUGAGGGAUAGUGAGGGACAAGGAGGUCUAGUGUGCUGCAGUCCAUGGGGGUCACAAAGAGUUGGACAUGACUUAGUGACUGAACAACAAUAAUCGGGUUAGCAUCUAAGAUGGUCCAGGUUUUUUGUCUUAAAGCUACCUUUUUUUCUCUAACGUUUCUGCUUGGGUUUCAUGUUGGCAUCCCCUGGACUGCAUGUAUUUUAUUUAGCACUCUUCAUUUUUAGGAAGCAUGGUUCUGGCCAAGAGAUCAGAUACUUGAAUAGAAACAAGGCUCAGUGCUUUUCUACUCUGCUGUUGUGCAAUGGGCUUCCAUAACAAACCGUUUUUAUUUAUUUAUUUUAGUAGUUCUUGGUUGGUGGUUCGGUGUUGGUAAACGGGAGAGCUAAUAGGCAAACUCCAACUCACAGAGAAGGAAAGGCUCGGUAGGCUCAGUUACUGUUUCAUCCCAUCCCAUUAUCUUCAAUCAAAAUCAACCCCACAGAGCUCACUUUCUAACUCUUCCACUUUGCUAAGUAUGUCUUCAGGAUGACAUUUGGUUAGUAUACCCCGUAUGUGUGUGAAUGAGUGUAGUAAUACAUGAUAAAAACAAUGUAUCUCUUAGUAAUUACUGUAUACAUUGGUUCCCUCAUACUUUGGAUAAUUUUUUUUUUUUCUCUUUUUUUUUUUCUUUUUUUAAAAAUAUGGAACACUUCACGAACCUGCGUGUCAUCCUUGCGCAGGGGCCAUACUAAUCUUCUCUGUAUCGUUCCAAUUUUAGUAUAUGUGCUGCCGAAGCGAGCACACUUUGGAUAAUUUUUAAUUCAAGGCGUUUUUUGAGUUAAGACUCACUAAUCUCAGGUGACUGAUAACUUAUAAAUGGAUACCCUGUAAGGAGAAUUCAAUACUUUUAAACAUGGCAAAAUCUAACAGGCAGCAGAGAAAAACAAACCAGAAAACUUAGGUGAGAGUUGAAUUAAAAGUUGAAUUAUUCUGUUUUUCAGUGAAAUGCAGUCUUAUAAAUCACUUUUUGCAAUCAGGAAAAACUGCACUUGUUUCUGGAACAACUGAAUCCCUGUUAUGUUUCUUAUUUUAUUGCAGAGGUUCAGUAUUUGCGGGUUUCUCUUGUGGCUCAGCUUGUAAAGAAUCUGCCUGCAAUGUGGGAGACCCUAGGUUCGAUCCCUGGGUUGGGACGAACCCCUGGAGAAGGGAAAGGCUACCCCAACUCCAGUAUUCUGACCUGGAGAAUUCCAUGGACUGUAUAGUCCAUGGGGUUGCAAAGAGUUGGACAGAACUAAGUGACUUUCACUUUCACUUCAGUAUUCCCUGGGGCGAGGAAGGCAGUAACUAACUUUGUUACUCUUCUUUUUCUUCAGAGGAACCUUCUAGCAGAGGAACUAGUCUACUAUUAACUCAAAUUUGUUAUUUGGGUGUCUUCUAAAGGCUCAGGAUGAUUUCUCUAUGUGGUGAAUUUUAGGUAUGAUCUAAAAGGGCAGCCAAAAGAUGCUUCCUUUUACUCUGAGCAGAGGUUGCUCAUGUUUCUUUACGCUGAAUUAAACUGGCCCCCCAAAUGAGUAGAGUGUCCAGACAGGUUCAUGCUCAAAGUUUUAGAAUACCCUGAAAGUGAAGUGGCUAAGUCGUGUCCAACUUUUUGCAACUCAAUGGACUGUAGCCUACCAGGCUCCUCCGUUGGUCCAUGGGAUUUUCUAGGCAAGAGUACUGGAGUGGAUUGCCAUUUCCUUCUCCAGGGGGAUGUUCCCAACCCAGGGAUUGAACCCAGGUCUCCCGCAUUGUAGGCAGAUGCUUUUACCGUCUGAGCCACCAGAGAAGUUCAUAGAAUACUUUGGAGGAUGUUUAAAAGUGGGUCCUACCUGACACAGAGCUCCAUGGCAAAACCGGAGCUUCCAAGACUCAGCACUGUUUGGUCUUUAAAGUGGGGUUUUGUUUAUGGAGUUUGUCUGUAGGCCAGUAGCAAAUUCUGCUUUAACUUUACCAGUCAGGUUUGCUAAUAAAGCAAAAUUAACAUGUACUGGAAGUGAAACAAAACCAUCCUUGUCUCUUCUGACCUGUCCCUCUAAUGCCUGUAUCUGCAGAAAGUUCACAUUCUAAGAACAGUUCUCAUAGGCAGGAGUUUAGAGUCUUCAGUUUUCCUACAUGAUUUGCCAACCCUCUGCUUACUAUAUAACCAUUACUUAUCGCUCAAAUACCUUUAGAUUUUACCACAAUUAUUUAUUUGAUGCGGAACAACAUUUGUAUUUUUCUGGCUAAUGUAUUUUAUAAGCUAGGAAACACUUGUCAGAAGUUAAUUGUCUGAAACAUGCAGAUAGGAGGAAAUGCUUUUUAAAAAAGACUUCUGUUUUUGUAUUCAUUUGAGAUAGAUAAGUUGAAGAAAUUAUUGGUUGAAGUCAAAUGAUUUAAAUCAGAUCCUGUGUGUGAAUACUUGCAUACAUGUGUGUUGACAAAAAUGUGUUUCAAUUUGAGAAUUGCAAAACUGGAUAUUUAAUUUUAAUUAUAUUUUUAUUUAUUUAAAAAGUAGAAGUGGUCUUUCAUUAUUGAUUUGAUUCUUUUGUCCCACAAAAUGAUUUUAUCAAAUUUGUCCUGUCUGGUUAAGAACAGGGGAACAUCUAAAAUCUGUGAUAGUUUCCAAGUUACAUAAUUUUAAGAGGCUUUUUGAGUCCAGCCUGCAGAGAGGCCUGAGCAAGAUGGCAGCUGCAUGUCGAAGCGUGAAGGGUCUGGUUGCCUUAAUAACCGGCGGAGCCUCAGGCCUAGGCUUGGCCACAGCGGAGCGACUGGUGAGGCAGGGGGCCACUGCUGUACUUUUGGACCUGCCCAACUCAGAUGGGGAGGCCCAGGCCAAGAAGUUAGGGAAGAGCUGCGCCUUUGCCCCAGCUGACGUGACCUCAGAGAAGGAUGUGCAAGCAGCUCUGACUCUAGCAAGAGAAAAGUUUGGCCGUGUGGAUGUGGCAGUCAACUGUGCAGGCAUUGCAGUGGCCAGCAAGACAUAUAACUUAAAGAAGAGCCAGGCCCAUACCUUGGAGGACUUUCAGCGAGUUAUCAAUGUGAAUCUCAUAGGCACCUUCAAUGUGAUCCGCCUGGUGGCUGGUGAGAUGGGCCAGAAUGAACCAGACCAGGGAGGCCAACGUGGGGUCAUCAUCAACACGGCCAGCGUAGCUGCCUUUGAGGGCCAGGUUGGACAAGCUGCAUACUCUGCUUCCAAGGGGGGCAUAGUGGGGAUGACACUGCCCAUUGCUCGGGAUCUGGCUCCCAUGGGUAUCCGGGUGAUGACCAUUGCUCCAGGCCUAUUUGGCACCCCGCUGUUGACCACCCUCCCAGAUAAAGUGCGCAACUUCCUGGCCAGCCAGGUGCCCUUCCCCAACCGACUUGGUGACCCUGCUGAGUAUGCUCAUCUGGUACAGGCCAUCAUCGAGAACUCAUUCCUCAAUGGAGAAGUCAUCCGGCUGGAUGGGGCCAUCCGCAUGCAGCCUUGAAGGGGGAAGGCAGAGAGAACAAAGGUUCCUCUGUCCCUCCCCCUCCUGGAGUGCUCUACUCCAGCUUGGAAGGAAGCCCAGUAGCCAUUUUGUAACCUCUGUCUAUCAGUCACCCUGUGUGCCUAAUAAAGUCUCUGUUUCUCACAGGAAAAAAAAAAAAAAGAGGCUUUUUUCUUAUAUAAAAUACAAGGAGAAGGGAAAUACACCUAGGAAUCAUUUCACAAUUUUUGCUGUAAAUUUUUAAUGGGUGAUAUGAUGGUAUUAAUUUCCUUGCUAGAUGUGGAUAAAUUUCCUUGUCUGUGUUAGGAAUUAAACAUUAAUUGGAAAGGGUUAAUGAGUUGAUGUGCUCAUGCUUAUAUCUGAAAUCUUCUGUAUGAUUCUUUUUUGAAUUAUAUAGUGCAUCUCUCCAUUUUUGUGCAGUACUUACACUCCUAACCCUUA
This is a messenger RNA of Dama dama (fallow deer), 4440 nucleotides long. RefSeq names its product 3-hydroxyacyl-CoA dehydrogenase type-2. Gene Ontology annotation, cellular component: mitochondrion. Gene Ontology annotation, molecular function: estradiol 17-beta-dehydrogenase [NAD(P)+] activity. Bases 3214 to 3999 code for a protein of 261 amino acids. The record is from RefSeq and is a predicted model, not a curated record. The transcript has a single exon. Gene Ontology annotation, biological process: estrogen metabolic process; fatty acid metabolic process; androgen metabolic process. Lineage: Eukaryota; Metazoa; Chordata; Mammalia; Artiodactyla; Cervidae.